UGACCUUUCACUUGUCACGUGGUUUAAAAACUUCAGCAGGAUGGCGCGGAAACUUGUCGCAGUAGCACACUGCUGAGCUGUCAGUCUGUGAGAGUCCUGUUUACAUUUUAGUGUGGCAGUCCUGACGCUGUAAACCAUGAGCGUGUUGGAGGUGAAGUUCAUCGGGGAUGGAGAUGUUCUGGAGCACAUCGUGGACAAACAGGAGGGUGUGCAGAGCAUCGCCGGGUCUAUUCAGAAGAUGGUGAAGUUUAAGAGCCCGGCUGGACGACGGGGAUGCAGAGAGGAUGCGGAUCCUGACGAGGAUGAAAAUGGAGUCCACGAUGAGCAGAAUUAUGUCCAAGCUUUAGGAGCUGAUAACGCAGAAGAAGAUGAAGACUGCUUGUCAAGAGUGGCUGGAUCCUCCAUCUUUACCUUUCAGAAAGUUAAACGCAGCCACAGCAUGGCUCAGACUGCGAGUGAGUUGGCUCGGACUCCUGGAAAAAGCGUGAGCUUCGAACCGUCUACCCCCACUCGAACGAGGCGGAACCACAGAGGUGAAAGCAGGACACCACAGAGGAGUAAAAAGGUCCAGUUUGUCUCCACAACACCACACAGGCUCAGGAAGAGAAUAAUAACGCCGAGCCUGCGGUCAGACAGUGACAGUGAGCUGUCGCCCUCUGAUUCGGGUGAAGAGGACAAUGAAGAUGAGCUGGAGGAAGAGCAGAAAGGAAAGAAAGAGGACAAAGAGAACGUGAAGAUCCCAAGAACUCCCAGUAAAGGUUUAUCAGCUGCUCUCUACAAAACUCCUGCCAAGAAGAGCAAGAGCACACCUGAACCUCUGAACCAGCCCAGUAUGGUUGAGGAGUACUUUGAAGCUCAUGGCAGCUCAAAAGUGUUGACAUCAGACCGAACUCUUGAGCGUUUGCACACCCCUAAACUCGACAGGGAGACGUUGGUCCGGCUUUUGGAGGGAAAGCCAUCCUGCUACUCAAAAGAGAUCCAGCAGCUGCACAGCAAACACCAAAAGCACUUUAGUAAAUGGAUGUUACAGUUACAGCUGGGAUUCAGUGUGCUGGUCUACGGUUUGGGAAGCAAAAAAGCUCUGCUGGAAGACUUCCGAGUGUCCCAUCUGUCUCAAGAAAUUCACCUCGUGGUUAAUGGAUUUUUCCCUUCCAUCACUCUUAAGUCGAUAUUAAAUGCCCUGACGUGUGAAGUUCUGGAUCACCAGGGAAGUUUCCGAACCCCGUCAGACCAGAUCCAGUUUAUCUCCCAGACUUUAAAAGGCAGUCCAGAUCUACACGUGUACCUGCUCAUCCAUAAUAUUGACGGACCCAUGCUGCGAGGAGAAAAGACCCAGAGUGCACUGGGGCAGCUGGCAUCCCUGCCUAACCUGCACUUGGUGGCUUCGUUAGACCACAUCAGCGCUCCUCUCGUGUGGGACCAGUUUAAGCAGAGCCAGUUUAACUGGCUGUGGUGGGAGUGUGUGACGUUCCAGCACUACACAGAGGAGACGUCAUACGAAAAUUCCCUCCUGGUGCAGCAGACUGGCGCCCUCGCUCUGUCCUCCCUCACACACGUGCUCCGCAGCUUAACACCCAAUGCAAGAGGAAUCUUUAAACUGCUGGUAAAGUUCCAGCUGGAAAACAAAGACAAUCCUUCAUACACAGGAUUGCCAUUCCAAGAUUUCUACCAGCGGUGUCGAGAGGCAUUCCUGGUGAACUCUGACCUCACACUGAGGACUCAGCUGACUGAGUUCAGAGACCACAAACUGAUACGGACACGCAAGGGUGGAGAUGGAGUGGAGUACCUGAUUGUUGCUGUGGAUGCAAGCACACUGAUGGACUUCCUGGAGAACGAGGCGGGUGACUGAGAGGACAAGACUUCAGACUUAUGAAAGAUCUUCUCCAGCAGAUUUCCAACAGCCCGGUUACAUCUGAAUGAGAUGUGAGCCCAGGGCUCUGUACAGUUUAAAUUAAUAGUUUAAAUAAAAUUACUGAUGAAAUGCCUUUUUGUAGCUCUGUGAAAUUCACGUUUACAUCAAAUGUUUGUGUAAUUAAAAGGAACAUUUAGAGUUAA
Molecule: messenger RNA, 2055 nt
Organism: Archocentrus centrarchus (flier cichlid)
Lineage: Eukaryota; Metazoa; Chordata; Actinopteri; Cichliformes; Cichlidae
Gene: orc2
Product: origin recognition complex, subunit 2
Exons: 16
Coding region: 137-1849 (570 amino acids)
Biological process (GO): DNA replication
Cellular component (GO): nuclear origin of replication recognition complex; nucleus
Molecular function (GO): DNA replication origin binding
Source: RefSeq, a predicted model, not a curated record